Molecule: messenger RNA, 1305 nt
Organism: Scedosporium apiospermum
Lineage: Eukaryota; Fungi; Ascomycota; Sordariomycetes; Microascales; Microascaceae
Exons: 6
Coding region: 1-1305 (434 amino acids)
Biological process (GO): transmembrane transport
Molecular function (GO): transmembrane transporter activity
Source: RefSeq, a predicted model, not a curated record
AUGGCGCGGCUCUCAUUCCCGCGCCUCAUGGCUGCCUACUGCUGCCUCUGUCUCUGCUACUUUACAUCCAGCCUGGACAUGAACGCCGUAGCGACUGCCCCACCCAAUAUCGGCAAUGCCCUGAAGGCCGGUCUGACCCCUGUACGGGCGCCUCUCGGACAUUGCCGGCCGCAAGCCAGUGCUCCUCACCUCUACUUAUCGCGCACUUUGAACGGUAUCGGUGGCGGCGGUAUCAGCUCGCUCGUGGGAAUCAUCAUCGGCGACCUCGUCAGCUUGAAGGAACACGGCAAGUACCAAGGCUUGAUUAGCUUCGCGUCUGUGGCUGGGAAUUGGAAGGAAAAGGUGAAGAAGAUUGAUUGGCCUGGCGUCGAAGCUUCCGUCACGAGUAUUGUGCUGUUACUGAUACAGCAUCGUUCUGCGAUGCGGUUUCGUCCUGUGGACACUCGGCACGGCUUUGAGAAUCAUGUUUUCUCUCGACACAUCGACGAUGGUAUACGCCAUGUUCUCGCCAUUGAAGGUGCCGGCGUAGGGCUUGUCUAUCAACCCAGCCUCGCCGUUCUUCAAGCUCUCUCAAGAACAGAGGACCGCUCUGUCGCAACGUCAACACGGAGCUUGCUGCGUUCCCUUGGAGGUGUCGCUGGUGUUGCUGUUCCCACGGCCGUGCUUGACGCUGUGACUGCCGCCGCGCUCAAGGGCAAAGUCCCUUCGCAGAUCCUGGCCGGUGUCUUCGAUGGAAGCUGGCGGAUUGGCGAUAUUGGCUCGCCGGAGAUCGUGGCGGAGGUCUUGGCGGUUAGGAUGCACGGAUUCCGGGUGGUCUUCAUGAUCUUUGCGCCGCUUAUGGCUGUAUGCCUGCUUGCGAGCUCCUUCGCAGCCGAUAUUAAGCUUCAUGGCGAUGGUGAUAAGAACGAAGAGAAGAGCCACGCCCUAUCCCUGCGCAAGCGCCUCGGCAGCGAGGAAAACGCCCACCACUGGACCUACAUGUUCAGCCACGGCUUCUCUAGCCUCGAAGAAUGCAAGGCGAGCAUCCGGGAAUCGAGCGAGGCCAAGGACGCCCAUUUCUUCGUCGCGAUGACGGGGCCCGCGUCGGACUCCGUAGCGGAACCAGCGGCCCUGUUUUCCUACCUUAACUCCAUUGUGGCCUUGUGCCUCCAUGGGAGGAAGGAUAAAGUGGCAGAAGAGGUGGACCGACUUGAGGUUGACGCUGCUCUGGAUAGCCCAGACAGCUUCGCUCAUCGCAGCGGAGCCACAGGGCCCAGAGUGACCGACAUUACUAUAAAACAAAGUUACCCUUUUUCUUCCCGUUGA